This is a messenger RNA of Schizophyllum commune H4-8, 597 nucleotides long. RefSeq lists its product as uncharacterized. The annotation marks the transcript as partial. The record is from RefSeq and is a predicted model, not a curated record. Lineage: Eukaryota; Fungi; Basidiomycota; Agaricomycetes; Agaricales; Schizophyllaceae. The transcript has 2 exons.
CAUUGGACAAACGAGAUGUCAGUACAACAGACAGCAGCACGUCGGACAGACAGAGAGCGGGAGCGGUACGACAUGCAUAGCAAAUAACGAGGCAACAAAUUGGUAGACCGUCCAUGAUCCAGAGGACUCUCGUACCGCCGUCGAAAUCGAAGCUCUUGAAGAGGAACGCAGAAAGCGUCAAGGGUUCAGGAACGAUGACUAUAACGCUUCAACGCACAUCCAGCUCGAGUCCAGACGCCGCCUCCACUACUCCUCACGAAGGCCCCGAUCUUGCAGGCCGCCGCGCAUGCCAGGAGUGAGAAACAGGGCCAGGCGGAUGACAUGGCGACCUGGACUGAGGUUGCCCCCAACCCCCAAGCCGCCCGGCCAUAACCGCCAACCCGUGCCCCCACAUACCCGACUCCGAUGAAGAACGCCCCGAGGGACGCCUCGUACGGGGAGCUUGCCACACAGUCCACGGUUCGAAAGGGAGAGAGCCGCCGAACUAUAUACCCAUGGCGGAAGUAAAGGGAGGUGGCAGUGCGCCCACAGGGGUUUGUUUACUGAAUGUUUGUUGAAUUUCGCGACGCGUGGGUGCUUGUUUGGCAGUGGCGCGUG